Suillus clintonianus is the source of this 1422-nucleotide messenger RNA. RefSeq lists its product as uncharacterized. Lineage: Eukaryota; Fungi; Basidiomycota; Agaricomycetes; Boletales; Suillaceae. The transcript has 8 exons. Gene Ontology annotation, molecular function: oxidoreductase activity. The record is from RefSeq and is a predicted model, not a curated record. The coding region runs from base 127 to 1227 and encodes 366 amino acids.
CAAUAUUCUCACCGCCCAUGAUUUCAGGUGACCGGUAAACGGUUAUGUAGCAAAUAUGUUCAUAAUCUCAUACCAGCAAUUGUGACAGUCUUCAAGUGGUCUGCAUUCCACUCUCCCUUCACUAUUAUGAUGGCUGGCAGGAUUCCCGAGUCGACACGAGCAUUGGUCGUUAAGAAGUGCCCCGCGGAGGCAAAGCCUAUCUAUCAUGAUGCAGUCCUGGAGACACGCUCAUUGCAGCGACUCAAACAAGGAGAAAUCCUUGUGAAAAUGGGAGCUGUAUCGUUCAACCAUCGAGAUCUUUGGAUACGCCUUGGUCAAUACCCAGGAAUCAACUUUGGGAGCACCUUUGGUGCUGAUGGAGCAGGCACGGUGGUUGCAUCGGCAGAUUCAAACGAUGCACUCCUGAACAAACGCGUCUUUCUGACUCCCAUGCGAGGUUGGGAAAGCAAACCAGACGCACCAGAAACAGAAAACGGUUUCGGAAUCCUUGGAGGUGGACGGAACCCUCCGUUAGGAACGUUCGCCGAAUACGUUAUAGUGGAGAGAAAUCAGGUUAUUCGUUCUCCAGAUCAUCUUGAUGAUGUCCAAGUCUCCGCUUGGCCCCUUGGUGGCCUGACUGCUUGGAGAGCAGCAAUUGUCAAUGCUGGAGCAUCGAAAGGUCAAAACAUUCUUAUUACCGGAAUUGGUGGAGGAGUGGCACUUCUUGCCAUGCAACUGUGUCUAGCCAAAGGCGCUAAUGUCUAUGUUACGAGUGGUAGCGAGGAAAAAAUCCGGAAAGCAGCUGCCCUUGGAGCCAAGGGCGGAGUGAACUACAAAUCGAAGGAUUGGCCAUCACAACUUGCUGCCAUUCUAGCGAACAACAGCGGAAAAUUGGCGAAGAUUGAUGCAGUUAUUGACUCUGGCGGUGGAGACAUCGUGACACGAGUGAAUAGUAUCUUGAAACAGGGCGGCAAAGUCGUGGUCUAUGGGAUGACUGCAAAUCCCCAAAUAAAGUUCACCAUGCGAGAAGUGCUCAAGAAUCAGCGGGUUAUCGGUUCGACGAUGGGCUCCCACAAGGAUCUCACCGAUGCGACCAAAUUUGUGUCCGAACACCGCAUUGUCCCAGUAGUGUCACAUGUCCUCGAGGGACUUGAAGCUGCAGAAGAAGGCUUCGAGCUGAUGAAGCAUGGAGGUCAAUUUGGAAAAAUUGUCAUUCGGAUUAAUGACAAGGUCAAUGCGAAGUUGUGAUGAUGGUUAUUGGACCUCGUUUCUGUAAUAUAGUCCAACAUGUUGAACUGGCCUCUUCGUGUUCUUACCCUCUGUACUUGUCUCCCUGGCUUCAUUCCUUUCCUGUUGUGCGCGCUCCUGCGUCCCGAUAGUACAUGAUGCCACUUUGGCCUAAUGUAGUUGUGGAUCGACAAUCUCGGAUGCUAUAUUUUCUCA